AUGGGGGAAGCGGUGCCCCGAGGCCCCCCCAGGAUCCCGGGAACAAAGGGAGCCUCCUCCCUGGUCUCUGCCCUCACUUACAGCGGCGCCAGCCGCCCCUGCGCCCCAGCAGAAGCCGGGCUCUUACAGCGCAGCCCCCCGCCCCCCGUCCCAGCGCUAGCCUCUCCAGGCACCGUCCCGGCUCCGGGGCCCCCGCGCUGCCCGUUCUGUUCUGCAUUCCCUCUGCCCUCUGGUUGGAGAACGUCGCAGCUCCAAGACCCUUCUCCCCCUCUAGCCUCCCUGCCCUUCGCUGUCCUGUCGCUGGUGAACGCCCCGCAUAAGUGAGGAUUUUACUGCGGGGAUGACUCCAUCCGGCACCCCUACAGUCCAGACACCAUCACCCAUGGGCUCAUAGCCAGGGUCACCAACACAGCCACCAUCCUUGUCUCGGCGGGAGAAGCCUACCUGGUGCACACAGACUGGCUCUAUUCCCGCUCCGACUCCAACAAUUAUGUGGCUGCCCUGUACAAGGUGCUGGGGACCUUCCUGUUCAGGGCGGCCGUGAGCCAGUCUCUGACUGACCUGGCCAAGUACACGAUCGGCCGCCUGCGCCCCAAAUUCCUGGCCGUCUGUGACCCCGAGUGGAGCCGGGUCUGCUGCUGGUUCUACGUGCAGCUGGAGAGGGUGUGCAGGGGAAACGCUGCUGACGUCACCGAGGCCAGGUGGGUGUGGACGAGCAGUCUUCACUCUGGGGGGCAGUGGGAGCUGAAGAAGCCCCAGAAGCCAGAUGGAGGCCCUGGGCUGGCCGGUUCUGUGCCCCUGGCCUCGGAGCUGCCAGCUGUGCAGUGGGCGUGGGAGUGCCUGGCAGGGCACAGGCUGAGGCGUCCUCUCCCGUCCCAGCUCUACGUGCAGGCGUGGCUCUGCUGGAAGUGGGCGCGGCUGCUGCGGCCCACGGUCCAGUUCUUCCUGGUGGCCUUUGCCCUCUAUGUGGGCUACACCCGCGUGUCUGAUCACAAACACCACUGGAGCGACGUCCUUGCUGGCCUCCUGCAGGGGGCGCUGGUGGCUGGCCUCACUGUCCCCUACAUCUCAGACUUCUUCAAAGCCCGACCCCCACAGCACUGCCCGAAGGAGGAGGAGCUGGAAUGGAAGUCCAGCCUGUCACUGACAGUGGCCCUGGGCGAGGCUGACCACAACCACUCUGGGUACCCGCACUCCUCCUCCUGAGGCUGGAUGCUGCCCAGGCAGGGAGUGGCUGUGAGUCCAGCUCAGGCCGGCCCCCCAGGUGGUCUCUCUGGCCCUGGGUAGGCACUGAGGGCUCCGGAGGGGCUCCCUGGGCUGAUGGGAGCAGUGAGCAGGCUCUGCUGCCCCUGCCCUGCACAGGACCAGGGUUCUGGGGAGGCCUAGGUAGCCCUGAGCAUUUGGAGGGGGACCUGUUCCCUUAGCUCCCCAAUAUCCCCAUUCUUUUAUGGGGUUAAGGAAGGGAC
Cebus imitator (Panamanian white-faced capuchin) is the source of this 1466-nucleotide messenger RNA. RefSeq names its product phospholipid phosphatase 2-like. Lineage: Eukaryota; Metazoa; Chordata; Mammalia; Primates; Cebidae. The record is from RefSeq and is a predicted model, not a curated record. Gene Ontology annotation, biological process: phospholipid dephosphorylation; phospholipid metabolic process; signal transduction. Gene Ontology annotation, molecular function: phosphatidate phosphatase activity. The transcript has 6 exons.